Molecule: messenger RNA, 1473 nt
Organism: Linnemannia hyalina
Lineage: Eukaryota; Fungi; Mortierellomycota; Mortierellomycetes; Mortierellales; Mortierellaceae
Source: the annotation of a GenBank genome assembly
AUGGCCGCCAACCAGCAACAGCAACUGGCGCACGACAAUGACAGCUGGAAGAAGCAGCUGAACCUCCCAACAAAGGAUACUCGCCCCCAGACCGAGGAUGUCACAGCCACCAAGGGCAACGAGUUCGAGGACUACUUUCUCAAGCGCGAGCUCUUGAUGGGCAUCUUUGAGGCUGGAUUUGAACGUCCAUCCCCUAUCCAGGAAGAGUCCAUACCCAUUGCCCUCGCAGGCCGAGAUAUCCUUGCCAGAGCCAAAAACGGCACAGGAAAGACCGCCGCCUUCCUUAUCCCCACCCUCGAAAAGGUCAAUGUCAAAAAGAACACCGUCCAAGCUCUCCUCCUCGUACCAACUCGUGAGUUGGCUCUCCAAACAGCUCAGGUCUGCAAGACUCUCGGUAAACAUAUGGGCGUCCAGGUCAUGGUCACAACCGGAGGCACCACACUCAAGGACGAUAUCAUGCGUCUCAGCGAAACUGUUCACAUCAUUGUCGGAACCCCCGGACGUAUCCUCGACCUUGCAGGAAAAGGCGUUGCCAACUUUAGCGCAUGCACGACCUUUGUCAUGGAUGAGGCCGAUAAGCUUCUCAGCCCCGAGUUCACACCCAUUGUCGAGCAGUUGCUCACCUAUUUCCCCAAGGAACGACAGGUUAUGUUGUACAGUGCAACCUUCCCCAUGAUCGUCAAGACCUUUAAGGACAAGCACAUGGUCAAGCCUUACGAGAUCAACUUGAUGGACGAGCUGACCCUUCGCGGUGUGACGCAGUACUACGCCUUCGUCGAGGAGCGCCAGAAAGUGCACUGCCUUAACACACUUUUCUCCAAGCUUCAAAUCAACCAGUCUAUUAUUUUCUGCAACUCGACUAACCGCGUGGAACUGUUGGCCAAAAAGAUCACCGAGCUCGGAUACUCUUGCUUCUACUCCCACGCAAAGAUGCUCCAGUCACACCGUAACCGCGUUUUCCACGAUUUCAGGAAUGGUGUCUGCCGCAACUUGGUCUGCUCAGAUCUUCUGACUCGUGGUAUUGAUAUCCAGGCCGUCAACGUCGUCAUCAACUUUGAUUUCCCUAAGAACGCCGAGACCUAUCUUCAUCGUAUCGGUCGUAGUGGUCGUUUUGGUCACUUGGGUCUUGCUAUCAACCUGAUCACCUACGAGGAUCGCUUCAACCUGUACAAGAUCGAGCAGGAACUCGGUACAGAGAUCCAGGCUAUCCCUCCUGUGAUUGACACGCGUCUCUACGUCGCCCCCUCUUCCCUGGACGAUCAACAGCAGAGGCAGCAGAUUGAUCAUCAGGAGCAACAGCGACUGAUACACCAGAAGCAGCAAUUACAGCAGCAGAUGCACCAACAGCACCAGCCGCAGUAUCAGCAGCAAAUGAUGCCUCAGCAACACUAUCCUCAGCAACAGAUCCACCCCAACCACCAACAGAUCCAGCAGCAUCACCAACAGCGACCCCAACAAUACCAGCGCCGUUAA